Messenger RNA from Boeremia exigua, 1845 nucleotides. RefSeq names its product replication protein-like protein A 70 kDa DNA-binding subunit. NCBI's taxonomy places the organism in Eukaryota, Fungi, Ascomycota, Dothideomycetes, Pleosporales, Didymellaceae. The coding region runs from base 1 to 1845 and encodes 614 amino acids. Gene Ontology annotation, cellular component: nucleus. The transcript is spliced from 5 exons. The record is from RefSeq and is a predicted model, not a curated record. Gene Ontology annotation, molecular function: DNA binding. Gene Ontology annotation, biological process: DNA replication; DNA recombination; DNA repair.
AUGGCAGAACAGGCAAUCACACAGGGUGCCAUCAGGAGCAUUUUCGAGCCCAGCGGCUGCUUCGUGGAGCACCCCGUCCUGCAAUGCGUGCAGAUCAAGACUAUGGAGCCCAAGGCGGGCGAGGCAAACGCGAUACAGCGCUUCCGUGUUGUGCUGAGUGAUGUUCGCAACUUCAUACAGACGAUGAUUGCGACCACUGCAAAUGAGAUCGUCACCUCUGGCAAGCUCAAGAAAGGAUCGAUAGUCCGACUACUCAAAUACAACCCGCAGCAGGUCAAAGACAAGAACAUUUUGAUCAUCAUGGAGCUCGAUGUUCUUUCACAGUACGGCGAGCUCGAAAAGAUCGGCCAGCCCGAGGCCCUCGACUCGAAACCCAAGCAACAGCCUGAUGCUAUCUCGGGCAACAACUUCUACGGCAACAAGCCAGCUCCUGCGCCCCAGCAACAGCAGAGGGCGCUCCCCGUCCACCAGAGCAACCCCAGCACAUCCACACACCCGCACCUCUACCCGAUCGAGUCCCUUUCGCCAUAUGCUCACAAGUGGACUAUUCGAGCUCGGUGCACACACAAGGGCGAAAUGAAGGAGUGGCACAACGCAAAGGGCACCGGCAAGCUAUUUAGUGUGAACUUGCUGGAUGACACUGGCGAGAUCCGUGCGACAGCUUUCACGGAGGUUGCUGAAAGGCUGUACCCCAUCUUCGAGGAAGGUGUGGUGUACUACAUCUCCGCACCUUGUCGAGUCACACUUGCGAAGAAACAGUACUCGAAUCUGCCAAACGACUACGAGCUGCAAUUCGAACGUGACACCGAGGUUGAGAAGGCAGAAGACCAGGACAACAAGCCUCAGAUUCGAUUCAACUUUACCAAGAUCGGUGACCUCAACUCCGUGGACAAGGAUACGACUAUCGACACCAUCGGUGUGCUGAAGGAGGUUGGUGAAGUGUCCACGAUCACAUCCAAGAACACGAACAAAGACUUCUCCAAGCGAGAACUGACACUCGCCGAUGACAGUCAAACCUCAGUGCGUCUUACUAUCUGGGGCAAGACAGCAGAGGGUUUCGAGGCACCGUUGGAGUCGAUUGUUGCCUUCAAAGGUGUCAAGGUCUCUGACUUUGGUGGCCGAAGCCUGAGUCUGUUGAGUUCUGGCUCAAUGAUGCUAGACCCUGAUAUCGACGAGGCACACAAACUGCGAGGCUGGUUCAACGCUGUUGGUCAGAACGCUACCUUCUCUACUCAUCAGAACAUGGCUUCAUCUUCUGGAGGUUCAAAGAAUGAGACCAAGCUCAUCUCUCAGAUUCUUGAGGAGGAAAGCUACCUUCAAGAUCAGCCAACCUAUCUGAACCUGCGAGCUUCCGUGUUAUACGUGAAAAACACAACUAUUGCUUACCCGGCGUGCUCGACGCCAGGAUGCAACAAGAAGGUGAUUGAAGAGAACCCUGGCUCUUGGUGGUGUGAGAAGUGCCAGACAUCGUUCCCUGAGCCAACAUACCGCUACGUACUGAGCGUCAAUGUUGCAGAUCACACUGGUACUCUGUGGCUGAACUGCUUCGAUGAUGUCGGACAAAUCGUUGUUGGAAUGUCCGCCAACGAAGCAAUGAAGAUCAAGGAAGCAGACGAGGAGAACAACACCGCGGGGAACUUCCUGAACAUCAUGCAGGAAGCUACUUGCAAGACGUUUAACUUUAGGCUCCGGGCUAAGAUGGAGACAUAUCAGGAUCAGCCCAAGCCCCGUUAUCAGGUGAUGAGCAUCAACCCUCUCAACUACGCCCAGGAAGCCAAUAAACUGGCACAACUCAUUAAGCAAUACGACAUCGACGACAACAGCGGCAGUCUGUUCGUAAACUAA